This is a messenger RNA of Cylas formicarius (sweet potato weevil), 652 nucleotides long. RefSeq names its product protein CutA homolog. Lineage: Eukaryota; Metazoa; Arthropoda; Insecta; Coleoptera; Brentidae. Gene Ontology annotation, biological process: response to metal ion. Bases 106 to 543 code for a protein of 145 amino acids. Gene Ontology annotation, molecular function: copper ion binding. The record is from RefSeq and is a predicted model, not a curated record. The transcript is spliced from 2 exons.
UUUGUCAACACACAAUACAUCGCCUUUUAAAUUUGGUUCCUUGCAAAAGGCUUCUCUGCUCAAAGGCAGUAGCAAGCUUCGAGGUAUUACUGGUUGCGUGCGGAAAUGUCUCUGUUUUCGUAUGUAUUAAUAACAACCAUAUUAUCCAGUGUUUCCCGGCGACUAGCAACAGCGACAAUGUCUGCAGAUGUGUGCCAGAAGAAUCAAACUUCUCAAACUAUAACUCAAUUUUCAGCAGUUUACGUUACAACGCCCAACGAAGACGUUGCUAAGAAGUUGGCCCACGGUCUCGUCAAGGAACAACUGGCCGCGUGUGUUAACAUUAUUCCCCAAGUGACCUCAGUGUACCAAUGGGAAAAUAAGAUUCAUGAAGAUUCAGAGCUGCUACUCAUGAUAAAAACUAGAACUUCAAAGGUUGAUAGUUUGACCGCUUUCGUUAAAGCCAACCAUCCAUACAAAGUAUGUGAAGUUGUUUCAGUUCCCAUAACUAAUGGAAAUGAAGCUUACUUUAACUGGAUUAGAGAAGUUGUUCCUGAGAAAUAAGUUUAAGACUAAUCUACAUGUAAUAUUUAUUAGGCCAAUCAUAAAACUUUUUGUAGAAUCUUUAAAAUUGUGAGUACAAAAAUUGAAGUAAUAUACAAAUUAUAAGUUA